CGACACCAAGUGUGGCUGGCAAGCUGUAAAGCCACACGUUUUCCCCCCUCCCUCCAAGUCCAUUUUAAUGCUGUUGGGACGCUCGCUUUUCGCCUAUCUGACAGCAUAAAAUGUCUUCACUGCUCAAGGUGGACAAUGAAAUUAAAACCAAGGUUGAUGCAUUUAGAGAACGUAUCACUGCAGAAGCCGAGGACUUAGUUGCAAAUUUUUUCCCAAAGAAGUUACUGGAACUCGAUCACUUCCUUAAGGUCAGUGUCCCUUGGAUGCUUUUAAAGUUUAUUUCAGGGACCCUUGAGCAUUUGUUGCCUUGCGCGCAGGAGCCAAUCAUCAACAUCGUCGAACUGAAGGAGAUCCACUCGGACAUCAACCUGACGGUGCCCGACCCCAUCCUACUCUCCAACCUUCACGAUGGACUUGAUUCGCAAAACGCCAAAAAGAGAAAGCUGGAGGACGGAGACGUAGAGGACAAGGUGACCGGCACCAAGGUCUUCGUCAUGCCUGGCGGGAUGAUGAAGAGUAACGGCAACCUGGUGGAUCUUAUCGAAAAGGUCAAACCGGAGAUCCGAACGCUCAUCGAGAAAUGCAACACGGUCAAAAUGUGGGUGCAGCUGCUGAUUCCAAGGAUAGAGGACGGCAACAAUUUUGGGGUGUCCAUCCAGGAGGAGACGGUGGCCGAGCUGAGGACGGUGGAAGGCGAGGCGGCCUCUUACCUCGACCAGAUAUCCCGAUAUUACAUCACCCGAGCAAAGCUGGUUUCGAAAAUAGCUAAAUAUCCACACGUGGAGGACUAUCGGCGCACGGUAACGGAGAUCGACGAGAAGGAAUACAUCAGUCUGAAGAUCAUCGUGUCAGAGCUUCGAAAUCAAUACGUGGCGUUACACGACAUGAUUCUGAAGAACAUCGAGAAGAUCAAACGGCCCCGGAGCAGUAACGCCGAAGCCUUGUACUGAGCGCCGCCAAACUCCACGCCCGCCCGCACGUUCCGUCAUUUCAGUACAAUCAAGCAAACCCCGUAUGUAACAAAGAUGGACACCACACUUUUUUUUUUUUUUUUUAAAUCGCAAGAGACUUUUUUCUUUUUCCUCCAGUUUUAAUGACCUCAAAUGGUCGGGAAGUCGCAUAAGCAAGAGUGUACUUUUUAAUUUGAAAACGUCGGAGUGGCUUUUGUUCUUAGUCUGAGCAAUGGUUGGCAAGGAAUAUUAUGUCGUACGGUCAGCUUCUAGGUCCACAAAAAAAAAAAUCACCUGAUUAAAAUACUGAUUCUACUGAAUAAACUUUUUUUUUU
Hippocampus comes (tiger tail seahorse) is the source of this 1285-nucleotide messenger RNA. RefSeq names its product proteasome activator subunit 3 (gene psme3). Gene Ontology annotation, cellular component: nucleoplasm; cytoplasm; proteasome activator complex. The record is from RefSeq and is a predicted model, not a curated record. NCBI's taxonomy places the organism in Eukaryota, Metazoa, Chordata, Actinopteri, Syngnathiformes, Syngnathidae. Gene Ontology annotation, molecular function: endopeptidase activator activity. The coding region runs from base 111 to 950 and encodes 279 amino acids. The transcript is spliced from 10 exons. Gene Ontology annotation, biological process: regulation of proteasomal protein catabolic process; positive regulation of endopeptidase activity; regulation of G1/S transition of mitotic cell cycle.